AUGGGAAGCACAUCGUCCAAGUUCCGGAAACACCUAAGUAAUGGAGAUGAGGUUGCGGCCCUGAAUCUGUAUAACAGCCAUAGUGAGUUACGGAAAGCCUUGGAUCCAAACUGUUCAUAUGGUGACUCGCAUCAGCAUGAAACUCCUCUCCACUACUCUGCGCGACAUGGCAUGAAAAGUUUACUACGGAUAUUUUUACGUGAGUUGGGUGGGAACCCAAACAAGACAAAUGGACACAAGGAAACAUGCCUACACUGUGUGUCAAUGGAGAAACCUUGCCAUGCUCAAUGUUACCCAGUCUUACGCAAACGUGCUGAGUGUCUACAGAUGCUGCUGAACUGGAGGGGAGCUACACUAAAGGAUGGCGAGGUGGAGAAAAUUGACCUGGCUGCUCAGGAUGAGGAUUUGAACACUGCGUUACAUUAUGCUGCCGCUUCAGGACUAAAACGAUGUGUGGAGAUGUUGGUGGCUCAUGGAGCACCCCUGUUCACAGAAAACAAAGACCAGUUAACACCCUGUGAUUCUGCUGAGAGAAAUUCUCACACGGAAAUAGCUACUUACCUGGAAUCCAAGAUGGUUUUUUCUGAUAAUGAUCCUAACGAUGUAACUAUACCAGAAAUGUUACCUGUUGUGGACUCAGAGGAGUAUAGUGGUCUGCGUGCUCAAGAUCUCCAGGAGGCUAAGGAUCAGCUAUUGGUGGAGACUGCGGACAUGUUGAGUGUGCCACUUUUUACUGCAGAUGCCUUGCUAAGGAACCAUGAGUGGUCGCGUGAGAUGCUCCUGGAGGCAUGGAUGAGUGACCCAUUGGCCUGCUGCGAGAAGUCUGGUGUGACCCCUCCCCCCAGUCUGUUUUCUGAACAACCCCAAGUGCAGGAGUCUUUGACCAGUCCCGUCAGCUCAGAACCUCCCAGUCCUGACACUAUGUGUGAUAUCUGUACUCAAUCGUUCUUGCUGGAGGAGGAACCAGUCCACAUGGCUUGUAAACAUCAGUUCUGUCGUUGCUGCUGGAAAGAAUAUUUGAAUCUGAAGAUCCAGGAAGGAGAUGCCCAUCAUAUUACCUGUCCUGGGUUUCAAUGCGGAAAGCUUGUACCUGUGGAAAUCAUUGAGAAUAUUGUCUCCAGAGAGAUGGCACGUCGAUACCUACAGUUUGACAUCAAGGCAUUUGUAGACAGUAAUCCAAGUAUUAAGUGGUGUCCAUUCCCGGGCUGUGGUCGAGCAGUUCGAUUGCCAGAACUGGACGGUAGCAACCAGACACCACGACAGCUCCCCGCUGACACCUCACGCGCUGUCGACUGUGGUAACAAACAUUACUUCUGUUGGGACUGUGGGGGUGAAGCCCAUGAGCCAUGCAGCUGUGAAAACUGGACCAAGUGGCAUCAGAAAAUAGCAGAGGUGAAACCUGAACAGAUGGAUGGUACAGAGAAAGAUACAGAAUCUGCAGCAAACUGUCUUUGGCUAGUCACAAAUUCUAAACCCUGUCCCAACUGUAAAUCUCCUAUACAGAAAAAUGAGGGUUGCAACCACAUGAAGUGUUCAAAGUGCAAGUUUGAUUUCUGCUGGGUGUGUUUGGAUCAGUGGAAACGACACAACUCUAGUACAGGUGGAUAUUUCAAGUGUAACCGAUACGAGGUGUCAAAGAUUGUAGAGGAUAAUGCUAACCUGGCACAGUCAGAUGCAGAGGAAAGGAACAAACGAAUGCAGGAGUUGAAUAAAUUUGUCCAUUACUACACUCGUUUCAAGAACCAUGAAAACAGUUACAAGUUUGAAGAACCACUCACCAGUUCUACAAAGACAAAGAUGAUGAAGUUAGCAGAAGCUGUAACCGACCCAGCAACAGCUAAUGCAGAGACAAAGUUUGUAGAAGAAGCUGUAGAACAAUUGUUGAAAGCGCGGCGUGUGCUCAAGUGCUCUUAUGCCUAUGGAUAUUAUCUUGACGGACCUGGCUACAAAAAGAUGGUGUUUGAAUUCAUGCAGACUGAGCUGGAGGAAUGUGGCGAGAUUUUAUCUCAGAUGGUAAACAGGUUAUAUUUGAGGACUCCGAGAAAACGCAUUAUAGAACAAGCCCAUGUUGUCCAAAGGAAACGGCAUGAAUUUAUUGUGGCAAUAUCAAAAGGGCUGGUACCUCCUGAAACACCUCCUGCACUCCGAAAACACAGGAGACGCAGAUACAGUAUGGAUUAUGAGGAUGAGGAACUGAGGAAAGCCAUACUGGCCUCUAUACAAGAUGUUGAUCCGGCAAAUCCCUGGAUAAAGGAUGCAUCUGGUCGACAUACCAAUGUGAUGGCUGUACUAGACUGGCCUGACAGUGAUGACUCAGACAGUGAUGGACAGACAAGUCAGAGAAAACCAGGUAAAUGUGCUAGGGAAGGGUGUAACAAGUUAGAGGCUAAGAAUCCGCGGACAGGAGAAUGGCAUCAGUAUUGUAGUCGACAAUGUAUGGCUGCUGCUGCUGUGGAAAACUCGGACCAGUCUGAGCCAGUGCAGGAAGCAAUACUUGAUGAACAAAUGGACCUGUUAAGGGCUUUAGAGAUGUCCCGUUUACAGUACCUCAGGGACCAGGGUAUUAUUGCAGACUUGUCCUCCACAACAGCAAGCUUACUGGAUUCCCCAGGGGCUGCUGAAGGUGGAAGUCCCAUCCCAGGAGAGGGUGACCUCCCCUCUCCACAAAAACAGAACAAGGCUCUCCCUGACAUUGCACUACUGCCCAAACCUCCACGAGCAAAGGGUAAACAGUCAACUGACAAAAAGGGGAAGUCACCAAAACGGUCCAAAGAUGAGGGAUCACAGCUAGGAAAACCAAAUAGUAUGACAGCAAUGGAGGAAUUAGACUUUGAGCUACAAAGAGUGCUUGAACUAUCUACCAUUAGUCCUUCUGAUUUGUCUCCAGAUGCCAAAUUAAUGUUGCCCAAAAGUGCCACGCUACCAGCCCCUGUGUCACCGCAGCAGCCACGUCACUUAUCUCCUCAGGAGUCGCUUUCUCCCUAUGCUCAGCAUCGCCGCAAGAAGAGUCAGAGUCGGUUCGAUGAGACCACCUCUACAGUGGUCAGUCGAGUCCCAAACAAAAGUGUGGAAGACCUUCUCCAUGAUGAUUGUAGUGUUGGGUGUAGAGCACCACCGUCUUCUCUGUCCACACUGUCAUCCGAGUCAGAUUCUCCCAGUGAUUGUGUAGCAACAAUCCCCAAUGUGUACACAUCGCCAAAUCAGUCGAGUCACAUGCCAGUUACUUUAUCCCAACCCCCUUGUGCAUACCAACAACAACCACCAAACACACAGCAAACCCAUCAGAGCAUGGGGUGCUUUGGUAUUAUCAAGGACUUGUCAGUGUCCAACAUCAACACAGGUGAAACAGAUAAGACACGUGACUUUCAAGGAAAAAAUUUGAGUCUGUUUCGUGACCAAAAGCAAGAGAGGCCAUCGCUCAGAGGCAUACUGGCUGCUAACACACCAGGUGAAGAUGAGGAUAAUGUUUUUGUUCUGAUCAGCCCUGACAAUUUACAGGCCAGUCAACAACAGAACUGGGCAUAUCCUACAAACCUUUUCUCAAAUGCUAGUGAUAAACACGAUAGUCAAGCCUCGUCUGGAGUUAGAGGUCGUGGUAGCACACAGUCCUGGGAAAUGACUUCCUCCACAUCCAGUCUUAAAGGAGAAACAAAGGUAUUGACAUCUCUUUAUGAUCACACUAAAUGUCCACAGGGAUCAGAAGACUCUGGAGAGAUGUCUCUAUCUCAGAUGGCAGAAAACCUUGUCCAUAUUUCUGCUGAGAUGAAACGUAUGGUUGAUACUCAUGUAACAGAUACAACUGAUUCUUCCCUAGAGGAAGAUGGUGCUACUCCAGAAAGACCACUUGAGUUAGAUUUUGACAAUUUGGAUGAACUUCUACCUACCAGCUCCCUGAAACAGUAUGUAGCAAAACAUAUGGAACAGGACAGCCCUGACUCCUUGACAGAACAGUUUGAUACUUGUGAUACAUAUCGGUCACAAUCAGUUUUACAUAAAACAGUUAAAGAGGAAUUAAAGGGAUCAAAACGAUUUUUCACAGAGGAUAUAGGUGAGGAUGCAACCGAAAUCAGUCGGUCAAAUUUGUUCUCAUCAUGUGUGAAGAAUUCAGAGGAAGUCUUUCUACCAACAGAUAUCACAUAUAAUUCACAAUUACAAAGUGCCAAUGACAAUGCAGAAGAAGUAUCAGAUACGUUAUGUGUUACCGACGUGGAAACACCAGAAGUCAAUAACGACCAAAGACCUAGAGUGGGUCCCCGGGAAACACUCAUUGAUUUCCGACCUGGACAGAGUGACAUUGAUCGUGGUCCUUCAGAACGUCAGGGUCAGAUCCAAAGUCAUCGCAGUCGUCCACGUAGAAUUGAAACAGUAUUUGGUGUUGAUGAUGUGGUAACUGCGGCAGAAGGUCCUGCACCAAUUAUGGAGCUCGACUUGACAGUGGAAUCUGGACCAGUAAACUCUGGUCGGACACGAAGUAAUGGAGAAGAUAGCUCACAUGGAAAUUCAUUCUUUGUGUGA
Ylistrum balloti is the source of this 4515-nucleotide messenger RNA. Its product is annotated as ankyrin repeat and IBR domain-containing protein 1-like. Bases 1 to 4515 code for a protein of 1504 amino acids. NCBI's taxonomy places the organism in Eukaryota, Metazoa, Mollusca, Bivalvia, Pectinida, Pectinidae. Gene Ontology annotation, biological process: ubiquitin-dependent protein catabolic process; positive regulation of proteasomal ubiquitin-dependent protein catabolic process; protein polyubiquitination. The transcript has 22 exons. Gene Ontology annotation, molecular function: zinc ion binding; ubiquitin protein ligase activity; ubiquitin conjugating enzyme binding. Gene Ontology annotation, cellular component: cytoplasm; ubiquitin ligase complex. The record is from RefSeq and is a predicted model, not a curated record.